Messenger RNA from Actinia tenebrosa (Australian red waratah sea anemone), 1205 nucleotides. Its product is annotated as DNA excision repair protein ERCC-1. Gene Ontology annotation, biological process: UV-damage excision repair; mitotic recombination. The record is from RefSeq and is a predicted model, not a curated record. Gene Ontology annotation, molecular function: damaged DNA binding; single-stranded DNA binding. Lineage: Eukaryota; Metazoa; Cnidaria; Anthozoa; Actiniaria; Actiniidae. Gene Ontology annotation, cellular component: nucleotide-excision repair factor 1 complex; nucleus; ERCC4-ERCC1 complex.
CUUGGGCUUCCUGUGUUUUUAAAAGAUGGCGGCAAAAAAGAAGUUCAACAUUCCAACAGUUGAUGAAUUAGAGGAAAAAAAGACCCCACAAAUCGCCUCUAAGAGAGUAUUUAAGCUCUUUCGGAGGGUAAAUGAUACCAAUAAACCUGCUGGUGAAGAAGAGAGCUCUCGAAAAGAUGAUAUUCAUGAAAAAAAUAGUGUAAAUAAGGAAACAAGUAAACAACGUGAAACAUGUCAGUCGAGAACCAACUUAGAAUCAAGCGAGCAAAAUUUGGUAAAACAAGUCAGUAGUUCCUCAGAUAAAGCCGUCACGAGUUGCACUACAGCAACCACAAACUUUAGUACCGCAAGUUGUAAUAAAACUGGAGGUGACUUGACAYCGAGGGACGCAGAAAAUAAUGUGGGAAAGUCAUUCAAAGACACRUUUGCUUUUCUUAAAAAUACUCGACAUUAUGAAGAAGCUGAAGCCAAAAUGAAGGAAAUUGAGUCUAAUAAAUCUGCAGCCAGCAAGGUGAAGCCCACCAUCCCCAGUAAACCAAAACCAAAUGCUAUACAAGUCAACCCAAGACAGAAAGGUAACCCAGUGUUGAAAUUCAUUCGUUGUGUUCCCUGGGAGUACAGUGAUAUUAUACCUGAUUAUGUCAUGGGUGCAACAACAUGUGCAUUGUUCCUAAGCUUACGCUAUCAUCACUUCAAUCCAAACUACAUCCAUGAUAGGCUGCGACUUUUGGGRAAAAGUUAUGAACUAAGAAUUCUUUUAGUACUUGUUGAUGUUAAAGACCCUCAUCAAACGUUAAGAGAGUUAGCCAAGAUGGCUAUCAUGGCAGAUCUUACCAUGAUGUUAACAUGGAGCUCAGAAGAAGCUGGCAAAUAUUUAGAAACCUACAAAGUAUAUGAAAAUAAGCCGGUUGAUGCGUUACAAGGGCAAAAUGAUGGUGAUCAUUUCUCUAAACUUCAAGAUUGCCUAACGACAGUUAAAGGCAUAAACAAGACUGAUGUCCUAACCUUGAACUCUACAUUCGGGACUCUAGCAGAAGUAACGAAAGCUCCAAAAGAUGAUCUAAUAUUCCUGCCUGGCUUUGGUCCUUUGAAAGCCAAGAGGCUUCACRGCAUAUUCCAUGAACCAUUCCUCGCCAAGAAAAAGAAAUCAGAGGACGAUGUUUCUACGGCGAACACUGGUUAAAUUUAUGGGAUGAAGGAUGGGG